GAUUACUCUCACAUGAGAGAAUGAUCUGCUUAAGCAACGUCAACGUCAACUUCCUUGACAUGUUACUUGUGACUAUAAAGCAAUUAUACUGGUGUUUUUUCUAAGAUGAAAUAACUUCACAAUGUGGUCAUUUUUCAGCCGUGAUCCCACGAAGGAUUUUCAUUACGACAUUGGAGAAAAAGUUUUAGGGCUCGAAGACAAAUCUAUUUGGACGUUACAUCAAGGGAAGAAAAAGAGUACCGGAGAUCCUGUUUCUAUUUUUGCUUUUGAUGUUAAGGGAGCAAGUGAUACCCAGGUCCAGACUGCAAAAUCUUCUUUGAAGAGAAUCAAAACCCUGCGCCAUCCCAACAUUUUAACUUUCCUGGAUGGAGUGGAAACAGAUAAGGUCAUCUACUUCGCCACAGAACCUGUGAUACCUCUAGAGACUUACCUAAGAGACCAUGACAGUGAAGGCCACAAUGAAGUGGCCAUAUCUUGGGGUCUCCACCAGGUUGUGAAAGGUCUGUCUUUUCUAGUCAACGACUGCAGUCUCAUCCACAACAAUGUGUGCAUGGCAUCGAUAUUUGUGGAUCCUGCAGGAGAGUGGAAGCUGGGUGGGGUGGACUAUAUGUACCCAGCGCAGGGGCCUGACAGUGUCCCACCCAUGAAGAUAUUGCCUUUGCUGGAAAGAUAUGACUCACCUGAAAAGACAGAGGGCCGGAAAGUAAAAUCAGAGAAGUGGUCUGCUGAUAUGUGGGGUCUGGGAUGUUUGAUUUGGGAAGUUUUCAAUGAGAGUUUACCUCGCACUGCAGCUCUCAAGUCACCUGGGAAGAUCCCCCAGAGCCUCAUCCCAAAUUACUGUGAGUUGGUUGGAGCAAAUCCCAGGUCCAGGCCUAAUCCUGCAAAGUUCAUAGAAAGCUGCAGACAGCGCGGAGGUUUUAUGCAUAACACCUUCGUUGACUCCAUGUUGUUUCUGGAGGAAAUUCAGAUCAAAGACCAGGCAGAGAAGAAUAAAUUCUUUGCCAGUUUGACUCCAUCUCUCGACUCAUUUCCGUCCGCAUUCUGUCGCAACAAGAUUUUGCCUCAGCUUCUCAAUGCCUUUGAGUAUGGGAAUGCUGGCUCAUCAGUAUUAGCUCCUAUGUUUAAGAUUGGAAAACACUUGGACACAGAGGAGUACCAGAAAAAGAUUGUCCCUUGUGUUGUCAAACUGUUCUCCUCACCGGACAGAGCUACUAGGGUCAAACUGCUGCAACAGAUUGAGUUCUUUGUGGAGCACCUACAGCCGGGCACUGUCAACGACCAGAUCUUCCCCCAUGUUAACAGUGGCUUCAUGGACACAAACCCUAUGGUCAGGGAGAGUACAAUCAAGGCAAUGUUGCAUUUGGCUCCAAAACUAAACUACAAGAACCUUAAUGAGGAGCUCAUGAAACAGUUUGCUCGUCUUCAAGCCAAAGAUGACCAGGGUGGCAUUAGAACAAAUACGACUGUAUGCCUGGGCAAGAUUGCGUGCUACAUCAAUCCUGCUAUGAGACAGAAAAUUCUUUGCUCAGCUUUCAUGAGAGCGGUGAAAGAUCCGUUCCCUCCUGCCAGACAGGCAGGAAUUUUGGGUAUUGCUGCCACUCAGAACUUCUAUCAGUUGAAUGAGGUAGCACUGCGUCUACUGCCAGCCCUGUGUGCAAUAACAAGAGAUCCUGACAAAGGGGUUAGAGACCAGGCUUUCAAAACUAUCAAAGGAUUUGUUUCGAAGCUGGAAAAAGUCUCUGAGGAUCCUGAUUUGGAGCAGGAAUAUGAGAAAGAAGUGAUGUCCGGCAACACAUCGGGUGCAGCAUCCUCUGGCUGGGCGGGCUGGGCAGUUACUGGCAUGUCCUCUCUCACCUCCAAGAUCUAUAACAAGUCCACACCAAAGCCUCAAGGAGGGGCUACCAAAACUCCUGAAACAUCAAGUGCAGGAAACCAACCAGCUUCCAAAUCGUCGUCCACACCCAGUGCUCCCUCAGCGGCAUCUGGACUCUCUGCCACAAGCAAGAAAUCUGACUUUGGCUUUCAAGAUCAAGAUGCUGAUGAUGAUGAUGAUGAUGCAGAAACCAAGAGUGAUGAUGAUGAACCUAAAGGCGGUGGCUGGGAUGAUGUUGAGGACUGGGGAGAUUUAGAUGAAUCCAGCAAAGGAGACAAUAUCACCAGUGCUGCUGAUGGUGGCGGAUGGGACGAUGAUGAGGAUUGGGGAAGCUUGGAGGAUACUGGUUUUUCAGCUAAGCCUGCUGCAAAGCCCUCAGAUCCUUUUGACAGAACAAAGCUAAAACCUGAAGAGGAUGAGUUUGUCUCUACCAGGGGCUCAGGUCUUCCUACCACUGGCUCGUACAACUGGGGCGGUGAAGAUGAACAAGGUGGUGACUUCUUCAACUCAGUGGUGAGUACCAAAAAACCAAGAUCGAAAUCCAGCACUCCGUCCCGCGACACACCCCCGAGACAGACGCCUCCAAGGGAUUCCCCGGCCAGAUCUAGUCCAGCAAGAAAAUCUCCCUCUCCAGCCCCUUCAUCGGCCCGCAAACUCAGCAAGCCGUCUACUGGCGCCUGGGAGGACGCGGGCUGGGGAGAUGACGCAUCGACUCAAGGAAUAGGAAGUGGCACAACAGGAAGUGGAGGAGGAACCAGCGGCUGGGAUGACGAUAGUGGUGGUGGCUGGGGAGGUGACGAGUGGGGUGGUCUUGAAGGUACCAGCUCCAGAGGUGGAGAGACAGAGGCUGAGAGACUUAAGAGGGAAAAGGCAGAGAAACGACAGCAAAGACAGAAAGAGUUGCAGGAAAAGAGAGAAGCCAGAAAGUCUAGUGGAGCCAUGAAACUUGGAGCCAAGAAAGUGCCAGACUUCUCAUGACAUGAUUUGACACGCCAAAGUUGAGAAUUUGUUGGAGGUUUUUUUUUGCUUUUUGGGUUGUAUCUCUGGUAUUUUUGGCAAAUUUAGCUAGUCUCUGACCCACAAUUUUGAUUGCAAUGCUGUGUGACGACAUCUGAAUGGACUCUUUGUGCAGGUCAAAAACCUUGUGUCUGUUUGUAUCAAAACCAGGGUGGCCAGAUUAUGUUUGUUGAUCAUCCACAUCUGAUGUGCAACUCUUAUUCUAUUCAGAGCGGAAAUUACUGGUGCGGUAGUGCAAAUUGUAUUGUUCAAACUUCAGCUGUAUUCGCUUGAAGAAAAGGAAAACGAUAUCUAUUUCUGUCUCUGGUUUGAAAGAGAUUGGGUCACAGAGAUGCAGAUUGAUAAAUCAACAGUCUUACAAUUAUCAUCCUGAGUAAAUAAGUAAGACACUGGUAGAAUCAAGAGGAAUAGCAGAGCAGUGAAUCUCUCUAAUCCUCUUGGGCGUACUCACCAUUUUCAUAGCAGUACAAUUACGCUUACAAGUCAACACUUGUUGAAAUCAGUUCACAUUACUUCGAUUUUGUGUGUAGACUCAAGUAUUCUACCAGUACUAGAUUUUCAGAUUUUCUAUGGAGAAGAACGAAUGCCUCUUCUGCUUUGCUCACUGCUCCGAGACUCAGGAGCUUGUUGUAUUUUUGUCUUUUACUCUUACUUAAUAAUAAUAAUGAUGAGAUUAGAUUCCAUUUACCUAGCAUGCUAUCACAUACAAGUAUAAGCUCUGAAGGCUUUACAUUGAUGACAUGAUUACUUACCUCAUUCACACAAGAAAAAACAUUUCUCGUAAACAACAAAGCUAGUUCAACGCUCACUAUAUUAUAAGGAAGAAUUUCCUCAGUGAUAAAUGAGUUAUAUACUCAAUGAGUUAUAUACUCAUAAGGACAGUUGUGAAAACAAGACAUAUCAGCACCCACUAACACACUCCACCUAAGACUUUAAUAAAUGAAUUUUAAGCAAUCGCUUUAAAAGUACUGGUAUAAGGAUUUGUUUCUCUCUAGUCCUGGGGCAAGGAGUUUGAAAUUUUAGGGUCAGAAAAUGAAAAACUUCUCUCACCAAAAGAUUUUAAUUUUUAUUCUAGGUGCUCUGAAUUUUCUGCGAGUGGGUAUGUGUGACCAGGCCUGGAAUUGUAUAAGAUGCGGACACAAGGUUUUUGUCUUAUCUACUAUGUAGAUGAUUUAUUGGUCUGACUUGAUAGCAAAUUGUUUUUUGAUUCAGCCUGUAAAUUUUCUGUUCUUAGUGACAGUUCCUGUUGAUUUGUGUAACAUGUUUACCUACCGUCCUGGUGACAAUUCAAGUAACAGCUUAUCCGAAUUGUUUGUUUAGAUGUCUAUUACUGUUAGUGUGAAUGGUUAGAUAUGUUCUCACUGCUGGAAUGCUUGAAAAUGGACAUGGGUAUAAAUUUGUUUGGCUCGUAUUCCUGUCUUUGCUUUUCAUUAAAUAGCUAGUCCCCUACACUACACUGUCAUGUUACAUACAGUGGAAUUCAGUUGUAUCAAACAUUUACAUACUGGCAUUGUAUAACUGUUUACAACACAACAACAUAUAUAUGUCCAAUUAUUUUUUAAGUUGAGGUUCAAAAUUUAUCUUGUUUUUGCACUUUGAAGUUUUAGUCUUAGUUGAUAAUUCUGACAUAUCAAAUAUUCAAGUACAGGUUGAAAAUAAAAGCAAAAUUUGACAAAUCUGGGCUUACUGUUAAUUUUAAAAAACCAAUAAGGAUCAGAGCUGGGAUUUUCCGUAGUUUAAUCGCAGCUUUAGUUCUUAGGGACAAAAAAUAUUUGCAUGUUGAAUGACUUUAAAAAGAUAAAACAAAGAGCUAUGUUGUGAGACAACGGUAGAAAAAGAACCCUUCUGGGCAGGAAAAUACUUGUAAUCAACUUUUGCUUACCUAUCACUGGCCCAAGUAUUAAACCUAUGUACAUUUGAAGUCAUAUUUAUGAGCCCAAGUAUUUAAAUGUGAAUGGAUUCCACUGUGUAUCAUUAUUUGCUCCAGCUGAUGAGUUGGAAGUGUGCCUUGUAGGUUGUAAAAUGGUUUAGGAGUUAAUUUUAAAAUAUUAACUUAAUGUCCCUCUUUGUUUAUAUUCUUCUUCUAUCACUCGAUGUGCAAUUUUCACAUGUCUAUCAUAUUUUUGAUACUUCAUGGAUGUCUGUAUUCAACAGCAGCCAAAGGUUUUGUGUAGGAAUCUUUCUUCUUUGUAUGUUACUGAUAUUUAAAGAUAAUUGUAAAGGGUAAUUUACAUACAAUUUUCAUUUUGUGUUGUGGAUUCAAGGUUAAUCGAUGCUUUAGGAAUCAGCUUGAAUGUAAAGUCUGAGGGUUUUAUAACAUGUAAGGAGUUACAAGAAACUGCAAUAGACUUUGUUGAACAUGAAGCUCUAUAGCAUAAAAUACUAUCAUCAUGAAAGGAUUUCAAAUCCAUCUUUUUUCCCCCCUCUUUAGUCUAUCAUUGCAACUUCCCUUUACCCCAAAUCAGCUUAACACAAAGAAAUUUUCCAGUUCCUUGAAACCUGUGGUUUAGGAUGUUACUGUACAUGUAUCUAUGUAAAAGUAACUUACUGAAGAGGGCAAAAAAAUGUUCUGGAAGAAACACAAAAGACGAAAGUGGACUCAUAUUAUGAGAAAUAGAUCAGAAGCUGUUAGUGUUGGUCGACAUUGUGUUAAUGUUAAGCGUAAACUCAACCUCAAGGGACAAAGGGACUGGGGGGGAGCUCUUAUGCAAUGCUCUUUGUCAACUGUGCAGCUACAAACUUUCUUACAAGUUAGAUCUUUUAAAAGGCUAGUGUGUCCAUCUUUUUAAAUUUGUCUCUUGCUUGGUAUUCAUGCUUCUGUGGGACUUACUGCCAGAAUGUUUUCUGCCUCAGACUCAGACCUUUCAUUUCUCCUGCAAGACAUUUAAGUUUGAGAUCUAUAGAAAUAGUUUGCAAAUUUGUUACAGUAUGUUCAAUCAUGGUGGAGGAAUUUAUUUUGCUAUGCGGUUUUAAAGGCUUGCAUUUUAUUUAAGAUACAUCAUAUCAAAUUAUCUUGUUAAGCAGCUAACUGCUUUGAGUUGCAAUCUUUCGUGAGAGAAAAAACAUAAGUGUUUUGAAGAAUGGAGACAACUUGGCUAGUUGUGACAAGGCGAGGCAUACCCAAUACUACUAUGCAAGACAUUUUAUCUGCAUGCUCAUAAAGGCAGAGUUUCAUAAAACCCUUCCACUAUAAAUAAACUGUCUUUACUGGUUUGGGAUUUUGUUUUUUUAAGAAGGUGACAUAACUUGGUUACCAUAUGUGUGUGUGCCUAAAGAAAGGUACCAAAAGUCGCCACAGACCAGUUUGAGCUACAAGCUGAUAUUUAUGACAAAAAAUCACUUUUUUGACCAAACUGUGUUUCCUUAAAAAAAUGAUAGUUCCACCAUUGUUUGUUUACAAUCUGUUAAAAGAGUUUUCAUUGAUUUGACUUCUAAAUAUUUUAUUUUGAGGGUAGGGUAGGUCAUAAAGUAGAUAAUGAAAACUGUUUUUAAAAGGUGUUAUAAAAUCUAUUCUUGAAGCAUGUUUUCUCUUCCCCGCUAUGUUUUACCAUGGAAUUCUAAUUAUGAUAUAUUGAUGUCAAAUAAAUGCCCAAUUGGAAAUGAAUUUUCCAUGAAUAAAUACAUUAGAAUCAACUGAA
This is a messenger RNA of Aplysia californica (California sea hare), 6528 nucleotides long. Its product is annotated as N-terminal kinase-like protein. Gene Ontology annotation, biological process: protein phosphorylation. Gene Ontology annotation, molecular function: protein kinase activity; ATP binding. The coding region runs from base 122 to 2851 and encodes 909 amino acids. The transcript has 19 exons. The record is from RefSeq and is a predicted model, not a curated record. NCBI's taxonomy places the organism in Eukaryota, Metazoa, Mollusca, Gastropoda, Aplysiida, Aplysiidae.